Molecule: messenger RNA, 2341 nt
Organism: Paramecium pentaurelia
Lineage: Eukaryota; Ciliophora; Oligohymenophorea; Peniculida; Parameciidae
Source: the annotation of a GenBank genome assembly
AUGAGGUAUAUUUUUUUUCAAAGUAGUGGAUUUACGUCAAAACUUGAUAGAGUAAAACAAAAUGUCUUGAUUGAUAAAAAUAAGAAAUAGUAAACAUCUUCCAAUGCUUAUGAAGGUGUUUUUCUGGAUAAUAAUUAUUAUUAACCAUUACUAAUAAAAAUUCUGAUUUAUUUACAAUAUUCUAAAGAAUAAGAAAUCAAUUACAUACUAAGUGAUGGAUCAAUUAUUAAAACGUAAUUAUUAACUAAUUUUAGUGAUUCAGUUGAGGAAUAUUAAGAAAAACAAGAAAAUUUAGAAAAUUUAGACUACAUCAAAUAUUUUUAAUGGUAGGGUGAGUGUCUAUAAAAUAAAGUAAAAAUUGGUAAAUGGAUGGCUUUUUGGGAUGGAGAAAUUCUAUUAAAUGUUGGUGGAUGUUACAAAGAUACAGGUUUAAAAUAAGGUUUAUGGAAAGAAUUGAACAAGAAUUAUAGAAAGUAAUUUUAAAUGUUAUUCUGAUAGUUAAGUUGAAGUUUAUGAGGCAGGAGAAUAUCUUAAUGGUUAAAGAAUAGGAGUUUGGAAGUAUAUUUUUGAAAAUAAGACAAUGUAUUUUUUAAACUUUUUCUAGUGGUGGCGGAUCAUAUAAUGAUUUUGGUUAAAAGAAUGGAAAAUGGGUAGAAUUAGGCAAAAAUUAUUAAAAGUAUUUCAGAUUGAAUAUUUCUAAAGGACUUUUAAAAUUACUUAUGAUGGAGAAUAUAAAAAUGGAAUUAAAGUUAGUAUCUGGAACAUUUUUUAACAAGAAGAUGAAAAUUUUAAAUUAGUGUAUUAAAGAAAAUUCAAUAACUUAUAUUAGUGGCUUUGGAUCAUAUGAAUAUAAAAAUACCAAUUCUAAUGAUGUUGCAAUAAAGAUAGGAAAGUGGAUUGAGCUGGGUGAUCAGUUUUGGAAGUAAUUUGGACAAGAUCUUUAAUUAGUUUGACCUAUAUUGUUAAUAAGGGAGAAUAUAAGUAUGGCAAAAAGGUUGGUAAAUGGUAAAUAUAUUACAAAUAAUAUUAAAACUAACCAUUAUUAUUGAUGUAAAUAAUACAUGAGUAAAUGAUUACAAUUAGCGGUGGCGGAUCGUAUGAUAACAUAUAAGAUGACUUUGGUAAAGAAAUCAAAAUAGGCUAUUGGAUUGAGUUGGGUGAUUCUUUUUAGAAGUAAAUUAUUAAUUUCACAUUAAAUAGUUAAAGUUAAAUUAUUUACCAGGGUGAGUAUAAAAAUGGUAAAAAAGUAGGUAUUUGGGAUAUUUGUUUUAGAGAAUACUAUUAUUAAUAAUUCUAAUAUAUGUAAAUUAAGUUUCAAAUUUUAGUGGUGGUGGUUCAUAUGAUUAAAACCCUGAUGAUUAUUAAGAAACAAAAAUUGGUGAAUGGAUUGAAUUGAACAAUAAUUUUGCAAAGUUUAUGUUUUUUGCUUAAAUUAUCUAGUGAUAGAUAGGUGACUUAUCAAGGCAAAUAUAGUAAUGGUAAAAAGGUUGGUAAAUGGAUAGUAUAUCAUAAAAAGAACGGAUCUUAUUAUAAAAAUGAAUAGAUGUAAAGAAUUAUAAAAAACAAUAAUCAUUAAAAUAGUGGUUUUGGUAUGUAUGAUGAUGAUCAAGGUAUCAAAAUUGGAAGAUGGACUGAAUUGAGCGAUAUAUAUAAUGAGUAAUAAAAUAAAACAUCAAACUUUUAUAAUAUAGAAAGAUUUAAAUUAUAUAUUAGGGAGAAUAUCACGAAAAUUAAAAAGUAGGUUUUUGGGAAGUAUUUUGGAGAUCAGGAGAAAAAAAUAAAUUAAUGUAAAGAAAUUAUUUUUAAUUUCAUUUAAGUGGAGGUGGAUAAUAUGUUUAUAAUCAAGAAAGUAAUUGUGGAAUAAAAAUAGGAAACUGGAUUGAAUUAAGUGAACGAUUUUCGAGGUAUAUUUAUAUUAUAAGUUUAUAUUAUUCUAAAAUAGUGAUCGACAAGUUAUUUACAGGGGGGAAUAUCAUAAUGGGAAGAAAGUUGGUAGGUGGGAUAUUUCAUAUAGGAGAAAUAAUAGAUUUGAAUAAAUGUAAAACAAUGAUUUUUAAAUUAGAGGUGGAGGACUAUAUGAAGAAAAAAUGGGAAUUAAAAUUGGACAAUGGAUUGAGCUGAGCGAUUAAUUUUGCAAGUAUACAAUUUUUAUUAGAUAUUUAAUUAAUUUUAGUUAGGAAUAAAUCACUUAUAAUGGCAAUUAUAAAAAUGGUAUUAAAAUAGGUAAAUGGGAGCAAAAGAAAAGGGGCUAAAGAGAUAUUCAGUUUCUAAAAAGGUAAAUAUUGUAUUUAAAUGUUAAAACAUAAAUUUUAGUGGAGAAAUGAUCUAUGAUUAUUGAUGU